CCUCCCUCCGCCCUUGCUGUCCGGAGACGCCGCCGCAGCUGGGCCGGAGGCUCCGCGGACUCGGUGCGCCCGGCGCCCCGCAUGGACCAGUCGGGGGUGGUGCAGGAGGCGCUGGCCGCCGGGCAGACGUGCCUCGCCGCCGUGCAAGGCACCCUGGUGGUGGGGCAGGCGAGCCUGGAGAGCCGGUUGCUGGGCCUGGUGGAGAGCGGCGGGAGAUGCCUGGUCUGCCUCUACACCCACCGCCGCAUGGCCAUUGCCGCCGAGGACCUGUGCCUGGAGCGGGUGCUGCGCCUGGAGGAGGGCUUUGCGCUGGAAGAAGUGGCUAUGGAGACGGAGCUGCCCACUCUAGGAUCAGAUGUCACCAUCCGGAUUGUCUCACCUGAGGCCAACUUGCUGGUGCGACUGCCUUUUGGCUCCCAGACCCAGAUGUUCUUGAGGGAGGUUAGGAAACGCUGUGUUGCAGGUGGAACAGUUCUGAAGCCUGCGUGGCCUGCAGGAAGAUCUGACCACGCUUCUUCUCAGGGGUGUUCGGUUUUUCCAGGCAUUGCUGGGAAAGAAGACCUCCCACCAGAGGGGGAGACGUGGCCUGGCAGGAGCAAAGGGCAGAGCGUGCCUGGUGGGGCACCCAGACCCUCCCUCUCUCCCUCCCUCCUCAUUUCUAGGCCAAGCAAGACCCACAGAGAGGAAACCCCGAAUGUACUGGCGUCCAGCGAGACCCUGGGCCAGAGGCGACCCACCCUCAAGUCCCAGCUCCUACAGAAGGAGGACCUGUAUACAUCCCUCUGCCACUUCAAGUUCUUUGUUGGUUCGUACAAUGUGAAUGGUCGGGCACCCCAGGAGAGCCUUCUGCCCUGGCUGAGUCAUGAUGCGGACCCUCCAGAUGUCUACUGUGUGGGCUUUCAGGCUCUGGAUCUGAGUCAAGAGGCUGCUAUGUUUAAUGACACACCCAGAGAAGAGGAAUGGUUUGAAGCUGUGACCAAGAGCCUUCACCCAAGAGCCAAGUAUGCAAAGAUCAAAGUUGUUUGGCAUGUCGGAAUCUUGCUGCUGCUCUGCAUGAGGAGGGAGCUUGCUGCCAAUGUUUCGGAUGUGUGUGGGGUGACAGUCGGCUCCCUGGGUGGCACGGACAUCAAGGGGGCCGUGGCCAUCCGCUUCAGGUUCCACAGCACCACUAUUUGUGUGGCGAAUGCCCACCUGACAGCCCACCCACCGGAAUCUGAGCAGUACAGCCAGGACAUCCGUGACAUCUGUGCCCGCCUGCAGUUUUUCCAGCAGGAUCCCAGCCUCCCAACCAUCCCUCUCAGCCAGCAUGACAUCGUCGUAUGGCUGGGGGACUUGAACUCCCAGCUGGAACAGCAGAACAUGGAUCAAGUAAAGAAGCUGGUGGAGGCCCAAGAAUUCCGUGCUCUUUAUCGACAUGAUCAGCUGAGGAGCCAAAUGGAGGCAAAGAGGGUGUUUGAAGACUUCACAGAGGGAGAGGUCAUCUUCCAGCCCACCUACAAAUACAAAAUUAGCUCGGACGAAUGGGAUACCAGCGAGCAGUAUUGUGCCUUUGCCUGGUGUGACCGAAUUCUCUUCAAAGGGGAGACCAUCUCUCAGCUGGACUAUCGAAACCACCUGACCUUGAGGAACAGCGACCACAAGCCAGUCAGUGCUGUGUUUGACAUUGCGGUGAAAGUGGUGGAUGAACAGCUCUACCGCAAAGUCUUUGGGGAAACUGUGAGCUCCAUGGACAAGAGGGAGAAUGCCAGUAUCCCAUCAGUCACUCUCUCCAAGAGGGAGUUCUUUUUCAGGGAUGUGAAGUUUAUGCAGCUACAAAUGGACGUCCUCAUCAUCUGCAAUGGGCCAACCCCUUGCCAGUUUGAGUUCAUCUGCAAGCCACAUGAAAGCAGCUAUUGCAAGCCAUGGCUAACAGCAAAACCCAGCAAGGGCUUCUUGUUAUCAGAUGAUGAGGUAACCAUUGAGUUGGAAGUGUUUGUGAAUAAAUCAACAGCAACCCAUUUAAACUCUGGAGAAGACCAAUUGGAAGAUGUCUUAGUUUUACACCUUCACCGGGGCAAGGAUUAUUUUUUACCUGUGACAGGAAAUUAUUGCCCCAGCUGCUUUGGGACCCCCAUACAUGCUCUCAUUCACAUGAGACAACCCAUUCAAGAUAUAUUGCCAGAAACCAUCAGGAAGCUGACACUGAUGCCAUUGCAGUCAGGAGAAGAUUUCUUCUGGGAUGAGAAGCCCUUGGACGUACCCAAGGAAUUGUGGAUGAUGGUGGACCAUCUGUACCAUAAUGCUUGCCAAAAGAAGGACCUAUUCCAGCAGCCUGGCCCUCGAGCUGAAUUUCCGGAGAUCCGCGACUGCCUGGACACAGGAACAUUGGACACACUCGUUGGCAGCAGCUGCUCUGUAGCUGAAGUUCUGCUUCUCUUCUUGGAGAGUCUUCCAGAGCCAGUUAUCUGCUUCCAGCUGUAUGACCGCAGUGUGGAGAGUGCUGGCAGCUACGGCCUGAGUAGUCAGGUAGUUUCCAUGCUCCCCCGGUGCCACAAAAACGUUUUCAAUUAUCUGAUGGCAUUUCUACGGGAACUGCUGCAACAUUCUGAGAAAAACCACUUGGAUGGGCAUAUCCUUGCGAGUGUAUUUGGGCCUGUCCUGCUGCGUCCUCCACCUGGCCACCCAGCGCCCGACACUGUUGAGAAGCAGAAGGCCCAGCAGUUCCUCCAGCACUUCCUUUUCCAGGAAGGAAGCUCACCUUGAAGGCUUUGGGAAGAUUGUCAGUGGGAUUCCUGGGAAGAUGCUUUGGUAUAUUCAGAAAAUUACAUGCUUUACUACUUUAAAAUGUUUUAAAAUAAAGAUAAUCUUUUAAAAAUAAUACAAAGAAACAAUUUCCAAAAACUAGUAGUGGGUUUUGGUAUUAAAGGAGAGACUAAUGUGGAUUCUGACUCUUCAUAUCCCAGUUUCUGUGGGGAAAAAAUCAUUCUCCUCCAUUGCUUUUCAAUUUAAUUUUCAACCCCAAGUCAGGUGCUUUGAUUUAAAUAAAUGAAUUCUUUUUUAA
Pantherophis guttatus is the source of this 3040-nucleotide messenger RNA. The record is from RefSeq and is a predicted model, not a curated record. NCBI's taxonomy places the organism in Eukaryota, Metazoa, Chordata, Lepidosauria, Squamata, Colubridae.